Molecule: messenger RNA, 813 nt
Organism: Leishmania mexicana MHOM/GT/2001/U1103
Lineage: Eukaryota; Euglenozoa; Kinetoplastea; Trypanosomatida; Trypanosomatidae
Exons: 1
Coding region: 1-813 (270 amino acids)
Biological process (GO): negative regulation of transcription by RNA polymerase III
Cellular component (GO): nucleus
Molecular function (GO): RNA polymerase III core binding
Source: RefSeq, a predicted model, not a curated record
AUGAAGUUCAUCCCGCUGGACAGCUUCAGCGCGCUCAACUCCCUCUUGCAAGGGGUGGAGGCGCAGGGUUGCUGCAUCACCAUGCGUCUAGAGGCCUACACGUGUCGGCACACAAAAGAGGAGCGGCAGAUAGCGAACAACAUAGCUUGCUAUCAAAACAACGUGCAACUCACGCCACCUAUUAGUCCCUUGCCCACUAUUGGCGCGUACGCUGGCUUCACUUCGGAGGCGCUGCCACCGCUUGUGCUGGGCGGAAGUGCCGAGAACCUGACCGCGAGUUACAGCCUCGUGAGCCCCGACGAGAUUGAUGACCGACUGGUGUACUUUGUAGCAGCUCUCAACACGGUAUACGAGAGCGACGGCUACGACUUUUCGGUUCUGCGGGAGAACGACUUUGUGCGUUACACAGAGCCGCAGUUCCGCACGGAGGUGUCGAGCACGCUGCAGUCAUUGCCGGAACAGUGCCAGCCGGCAGUGCAGCGCUUCUGGCCCACGAUCGAGGAGGUAGUGGAGAACGCAGAGAGUGGUUGUGAGUACUACGAGUUUCGAUGCCCCUCCUGCGACCCACUCGCCGACACCACCGUCUACGCCCGCCACUACUUUGUGUACAACCGCCGAAAAAAGGUGCUUGUGUUGCUGGUGGAGUACGGCGAGAGCAACCCCUACCGCGGGGACGACGGGCUGCCCCACGCUGGUGACCCAACGUCAGGGUGGGACGCUGAGAGUCCCACGUACGCUAGCACCCCCGACCCAGGCGACGAAGGGGAGGCAUACGAUGGUGGCAAGAACAGGCAGUUUUACGGGUACUACUAG